Messenger RNA from Aspergillus ibericus CBS 121593, 2382 nucleotides. RefSeq names its product BRCT domain protein. Lineage: Eukaryota; Fungi; Ascomycota; Eurotiomycetes; Eurotiales; Aspergillaceae. The coding region runs from base 1 to 2382 and encodes 793 amino acids. The record is from RefSeq and is a predicted model, not a curated record. Gene Ontology annotation, biological process: mitotic G2 DNA damage checkpoint signaling; DNA replication initiation; mitotic DNA replication checkpoint signaling. The transcript is spliced from 7 exons.
AUGGCAGAGAAGGAUACCUCAAACAAGGAGCGUCCUCUUGCGGGGGUGGUCCUCUGCUUUACCUCCAUCCUACCAGAGCAGCGGUCUGAACUGGCGAUUGUCGCCAGCCAGAUGGGUGCAACCCACAAGUUCGACCUUACCUCCGACGUUACGCAUUUACUGAUCGGCGAACUCAACACCCCCAAGUACAAGUUUGUCGCGCGCGAACGGGCUGAUGUGACCGUCUUGAAACCAGAAUGGGUCGAAGCCGUUCGUCAGUCAUGGAUGCAAGGUGGGGAUACAGAUAUUCGCGCGCUGGAAGAGCAGUAUAAGUUCCCGACGUUUGCAGGGCUUUCGAUCUGCAUCACGGGGUUUGAGGAUAUGGCACUGCGGAAUCACAUCCAGAAUACGGUCACUGCCCACGGUGCGGAGUUCCGAAAAGAUCUCACGAAGAAUGUCAGCCAUCUGAUUGCGAGGAAUACGGAGGGUGAGAAGUAUAAGUUCGCCACCCAGUGGGGUAUCAAGAUUGUCACGGUGAAGUGGUUCUCCGACAGUCUUGAGCGAGGAAUGGUCCUCGAAGAGACUCUGUACCACCCUCUGUUGCCGGAGGAGCAGCAAGGCGCGGGUGCCUGGAAUCGAUCGCUGCCUGCUCCGAAACCGAAGGCGCCGGAGGGCGAGAGUCAGACGAAUUCUAGGCCGAGGAAGUUGCGUAGGAUCGCUAGCGCUAAGCUGGGUGACCAGAAUGAAGGGAUCUGGGGCGAUAUUGUCGGCAUGGGAUUCGACAGCAGCGAGCCGAAGCGACCCGGAGAAAGUCAGCAAAGGAGUCAGACUUUGGUCAAAAGUGCAUCACUUCAGGAAUCCCGGUCCUUCGCCAGCGAGACCCCCUUUGCAGAGGUGCAAGAGCCUCGUCCGCAGCCCUCGGAACCACCUGUGGAGCGUCGCGACGGCUUCCUAGACGGCUGUUACUUCUUUAUCCAUGGGUUCUCCUCCAAGCAGACCAAUGUGCUACGCGAUCAUCUUGCCUUCAAUGGAGCACAGUUGGUGAAUUCCAUGAGCGAAUUCUCUCGACCCGACAUACCCAAACGGGGCCAUGGCUUGUACACAAUUGUGCCCUACAAGUUGCCUCGCGCACAGGUUCCAUCCACCGACGAUCUAGCUUUCGAGUGUGAGAUCGUAACGGACAUGUGGCUGGAAAGAUGCCUGGACGCGAAGACGCUGGUGCCGCCAGAAGCCCAUAUCGCCAACACCCCGGUGCCUUCGUUUCCCAUAAAAGGCUUCGCUGGAAUGAGAGUCUGCUCGACUGGCUUCUCCCGUAUCGACCUUCUCCAUCUAUCGAAAUUGGUCAACCUGAUUGAUCUAACGUCUCUAGGUGCCACAUACCACGAGUACCUGACUCCCAAUGCCUCCAUCCUGAUAUGCAAUGGCUCUGGCUCCGUGAACCCCGACAAGCUACGACAUACCCAAGAAUGGGGUGUCCCAGCAGUCUCCGCCGACUGGCUGUGGUCCUCCAUCCGGACCGAACAGAAACAGCCAGUCGACCCAUAUCUGAUCCAAAAACCACCCACGCAAAGCAGAAAGUCUCUGGAACCGCGAGCCGGCUCUCGCCCCGAGCAACCACCCCCUCCCAAUAAUAACGAGCAUCCUACGCACUCACGCCCCCGACACGAACACGAGCAACACAAACCUAAUAUCACACACUCCGCAGCCCCCAAACCUAUCUCCAAACCAUCCCCUACCAAAGACCCCAAACCCUCUUCCACCACCACCACCACAACCACAACCUCCUCCCCCCUCAAACGCAAAGCCUCCGACCAACAACCCUCCACCACCUCCACCUCCACCGCCCAAUCCGCCCUCACCCAAGCCGUCAACGGCCUCUUCAAACACGCCCCCGUCUCAGGCCCCGACGACCGCGAUCGCCAGCGACCCCGUGGCCGUCGUCCCCUCCUCGGCCGCGCCCCUUCCUCCCUCGACCAACCCAAACACUUCUCCUUCUCCCGCGCCAGCUCCAUCGACACCCUCAACGAAGACGGCUGCGGCAGCGCCCUCGACUCCAUCCCCAACUCCACCACCACCACCACCACCACUACCAACACCAUCGACCACAUCCCCUCCCUCUCCCGCACCCACAGCAGCCGCUACGAAUACCACUACCCCGACCACGGCCUCUACCCGGACGAAGACGACGAGAACGACGCCCCCGCCAUGACGCAGCUCGAUUACGAAGACCCAGACGCCGUCGCGAUGCGGGAGAAAUUCCUCCACCAGGCGGGGAAGGUCGUCGAGAAGAAAAAGUCCUCGGAUGGGGUUGCGGAGGGGAGGUUGGUUCCGGGGUUGGAUAGUAAGGUGUGGAGUGUGGGGCGGAGGACCAGGAAUGCGAAUAGGGUUUUGGAUGAUGUGUAG